AUGGGAGGUAUAGAAACAUGGAGAACAGUUCCAGAUACCGGAGACAGUCGGCUCCGAGAGUGGCAGGCCCUGCUGUUCCUCCUCUUCCUGUCCGUCUACCUGCUCACUGUCACAGGGAACCUGGCCGUCAUCGCUGUGGUGCCGCGGGACCGGCGGCUGCACUCGCCCAUGUACUCGCUGCUCCAGCACCUCUCCUUCCUGGAGGUCGGGUACACGUCCACCAUCGUGCCCCUGCUGCUGGCCGGCCUGCUCUGGGGCCAGGCCAUCUCCUUCUCUGCCUGCAUCACACAGCUCUACUUCUUCGUCUUCCUCGGGGCCACCGAGUGCUUCCUCCUGGCCAUGAUGGCCUACGACCGCUUCCUGGCCAUCUGCCGCCUGCUCCACUACUCUGUCCUCAUGAGUCCUGAGACCGAGACCUGCACCCGGCUGGUCACGGUCUCCUGGACAGCAGGGCUGGGCACAGGCUUCCUGCCCUCCCUGAUGAUUUCUCAGCUGGACUUCUGUGGGCCCAACCAGAUCGACCACUUCUUCUGUGACCUCCCUCCCCUCAUGCAGCUCUCCUGCUCCAGCGUCUAUGCCACCGAGAUGGCUGUCUUCCUCCUGUCCGAUGCCGUGCUCUGCAUUUGUUUCUUUCUGACGUCCUAUGUUUUCAUCGUGUCCUCCAUAUUGGGCAUCCCCUCAGCUUCUGGGCGGAUGAAGACUUUUUCCACCUGUGGCUCCCAUCUGGCUGUUGUCACCAUCUACUAUGGGACCAUGAUCUCCAUGUAUGUGCGUCCCAAUGCCCACCUGUCCAACCCCGUUAUCUACAGCCUGAGGAACAAAGACUUCAAGGCGGCUGUUAGAAAAGUCACAGGAAGGAAGUGUGGCAUCUAUGGAGAAAGAGUGAAGGGAAGCUUCUUUAUCAGAUCUCACACAGGUUUUAAAAACUACAUUGUACCCAAGAAUGAUGUAGGCCUGAAGCAGGCCAGCUUGAGGGUAUGCACGAGAUUAACUGGAGACAUUACCUGUUUGGAUGUCAGGCCUGUCUACAGAUAUAGCCUCUUAGUUAUUCUGAGUACUCUGCCUGACGUGGGAAAGAGAUUUCCUCAUCUGCGAGAAUACCCACUGCCAGUGGUAAUUCGCAAAGACAGUCUGAAAAGUUACUUAACAGAAUUGCUCUCUCGGUGGGAGACGUUCACACACACAGGGAAGAAACUUGAAUUGAAAACACCAGGAGACUUACAAGAACAUGAUUAUCCUCUUCAUCUGCAAGUUUAUUAA
Molecule: messenger RNA, 1260 nt
Organism: Tupaia belangeri chinensis (Chinese tree shrew)
Lineage: Eukaryota; Metazoa; Chordata; Mammalia; Scandentia; Tupaiidae
Product: olfactory receptor 11L1-like
Biological process (GO): G protein-coupled receptor signaling pathway
Cellular component (GO): membrane
Molecular function (GO): olfactory receptor activity; G protein-coupled receptor activity
Source: RefSeq, a predicted model, not a curated record